UCCACAGAACUUUAUUUACAGUGGAAAUCUCUUUAUCAAGCUGUAGCUGCACACUCUGUAAUUCUCCCAAGCCUCCUCAACUCCUCCCCCCUCCUUCCUGUUUCCUGUCCUUUCAGACGCCCAACAGCCAGUGCUCCCAGUUCUAAUAAUCACAUGCAGCAUCUAAACAUCACAUUCCCUCCUCUCUUAAGAAACUUUCCAAAUUAAAAUAAACAUUGUUGUUCUAACCACAGGAACAAAUAUGAAACAAGACACUAUACUGUUGGCAGGAAUAUUACACUGAAAACACUGUAGAUACUACAUAACAUAGUCUCUAGACCAGGCAGGUGGUCGUCUGGAUCUGACAGGCCGUCUCUCAAGCCCCGGUUCAAGUACAAUGUCCUGUUGUGUUGGUUCUACAGUGAAGUCAUCCAAUGCAGACUGGGUGUUGGCAUAAUCUCCUCUUGGUGCAUAGGCAGGUGCAAGAUAAGAAGCAUUCCAUACCUGCCCAUCAGAAAGUCGAUAGGUGUAAGGUCCCUUCUCUAUGAUUUUAAGAGGAGCUGUGAAUUUAUGGUCCCCUUUGCGUAAGAUUCCAGGUUUUCGUAUUCUAACAAAGGAAUCACACUCAAACUUUGGAUCCUUAGCACCCCGCCGUUUGUCUGUGAAAGCCUUAGACUUUGCUUGGUUCUGUUCAACUGUCUUUCUCAAUGAGCUGGUAUCUAAUCAUCUCAUCUGCCAUAUUCCCAAAGUCACAAGUUACAAUCAGACUCCUCAGGGAAGCAAUAUACUGCAUUAUAGUCUCCCCUGGUUUCUGCUCACGCUGGAGAAAUCUGUAGCGAUUAGCUACUACAUUCACUUUUGGCACAAAAAAGUUCUUUAAUGCUGUGAGUACAGUUUCAUAUUUAUCAUCUGCAAGGGGAAAAGUGUAAAAUAUACGCUGCCUUUCUGCUCCAAGGCAGUGGAUUAGCAGAGCACUCUUUCUUACUUCAGAAAUCUCUGUAGCACUGAUUGCAAGCAGAUAAGUCUCACACAUAUGGAUCCAGACAGUAAAAGCAAUUGGAGGCUCACCUGGGCUUUGCAGAAAGGGUGCAGGUGGGUUCAGAGGCAGAAGAUCCAUCCUCACCGCCAAAAUGUUGUAUCCACCAGGCAAGGCUCUCUGCCCACCAGCCACCCAACCAAUAUCUCUGUCAUCUACACUGCUGCUGACCAUGUGAACCAAUCCUUCAGUGACUCCAUCCGUGUUACCGUGCCCCAGGGCUCCUUCUUCUUUGAUGUGAUGGAGGUCGCCCAGAAGAGAUACCCCAGAAGAUUCAGGUUCACGUACACACUGUGUGUGUGGGGCGCAUACAUCACCUCUGUGUGGGGGCUGCAGGCUGACAACAACCAGCGCACCUACUGGCAGCUCCUGAGCAACGGCAUCCUGCUGAAACUAGGUGCUGGGUGCUACGCCGUCUCCCACAGGGAGAGGCUGGAGGUCAGAUUCUCCACAUACUGAGAUCCAGGGCACUGGCUGGCCUGCUCCUGAGUCUGCAACUUAUCCCGGCCUUUCUACUGUCAGGGAUGCCAGGGUUCAGCAGCCCCAUCUGCCUCUGGGUGGGACAGGCUCUAGGGAAGGCUGCGUCUUGUAUUUACAUGUCUGUGAUUGUUUCCCCAAACUCUGCCUGUCUCUGUCCCUCACUCCUGAAAUAAAUGCUCUGCAACAGC
Molecule: messenger RNA, 1683 nt
Organism: Malaclemys terrapin pileata
Lineage: Eukaryota; Metazoa; Chordata; Testudines; Emydidae
Product: transcobalamin-1-like
Exons: 4
Coding region: 1013-1474 (153 amino acids)
Biological process (GO): cobalamin transport
Molecular function (GO): cobalamin binding
Source: RefSeq, a predicted model, not a curated record